Molecule: messenger RNA, 1651 nt
Organism: Panonychus citri (citrus red mite)
Lineage: Eukaryota; Metazoa; Arthropoda; Arachnida; Trombidiformes; Tetranychidae
Product: GTP-binding protein 10-like
Exons: 3
Coding region: 230-1450 (406 amino acids)
Cellular component (GO): mitochondrion
Molecular function (GO): GTP binding; GTPase activity
Source: RefSeq, a predicted model, not a curated record
AGUGAUUGUAAUUUGUAGAAAUAACUGUUAAUUAACUUGAAGCUUCAUUCACUUUGGGAGAAUUAAAAUCCUCCAUUUUAUUUUAAUUCUAUUGGAUUUUGAUGACAAUCAUGUAACUACUAAAAUCCUCACUUUGGUUUGUUUACCUUUUGGUUUUGUCAAAUCUUUUGGAUUUCAUUUGGUUUAAAUUGUUUCAAUUAGUUGGUGAUUGUUAAUUACUUCAUCUAUCAUGGUCCUGUUGACUUGUGUUAGAACAUAUUUGAAGACAAUUAAAGUUGAUUCGGUUAAAAAAGUUACUUCUUUUGGAAAAGCCUCUGUUAAUGAAAAAUCAACUUCAAAUUAUAUUGAUUCUCUUAAAUUAAAGGUCAUCGGUGGAUCAGGAGGUAAUGGUUGUCCAGUAUCAAAGGCUAUCGGUGGUAGCGGAGGAAAUGUAAUUGUUGAAGCUUCCAAUGAGGUUGAUAAUCUUAACCAUGUUAAAUCAUGUUUCCCUGAUUUAACUGCUCAAGCAAUUAACGGUUUAGAUGGACGAAGGACUAGAUUAAUCGGCCCCAAUGGAUCUGAUUGUAUAAUUAAAGUUCCCUGUGGUAUAACUGUUUUCAAUCAAUUUCUAAGUCCAAUUAGUGAUUUAGUUAAAGAAGGUGAUAAAACAAUCGUCGCCUAUGGAGGUCAAGGUGGGACAAUUAGAAGCAAUUAUUUCGGUGCUCAAGGUCAAUCACAAUUAAUCACAUUAGAUUUAAGAUACUAUGCUGACAUAGGUUUAAUUGGUUACCCUGAUUCUGGUAAAUCACUCCUAUUAACCAAAUUGUUAUCAUCUAAACAAAAACUAUUACCAGAAUUGUCAACGGAAAAAAUAAAUUCAAAGAGACCCUGGUUAAGAAAUAUUAAUUAUGACAAUGGUCGACUAAUUAGCUGCGUUGAUUUACCAAGUCUAAUUGAAGGAGCUCAUAAAACCGAUAAUCGUGGUCACCAUUGGUUAAAACAUCUAACUCACAAUCAACUGAUUCUAUUUGUUAUCGAUAUAAAUGGAUUUAAUCGGGGAAUUUAUCGAUCACCAAUUGAAACUUUACUUCUUCUUAAUAAGCAAAUUGAAAUUUUCGAUGAUCGUUACCUAAUCAAACCAGCGUUAAUUGUGGUCAAUAAGAUGGACUCGAUUGGAGCUGAUGUGGCUUAUGAAGAUUUCCUGGUUUCACUUAAAAGUGUUUACACCAACAACAAUCAAGGGAACAAUUUAGAUGAAUCAAUUUUCCCCAAAAAAUUAAUCUACUAUCAGGAUAUUAUCCCAAUCUCUUGUCACCGUGACACAAACAUUGAUUAUCUUAAAAAACGGAUUAGAGAAUUGAUUGACUUUAAUUACCUUAAAUCACGUAAUCCUGAUUGUCCUCGCUCUUUUGUUAGCCUUCUAGAAACAAUCAAUCAAUCAAGAGCAAAAGUCAAAACCCAAUUAGUGUGAAAAAAAAAUCAAUACAAUUGUAAAUAUGAUGACAAUUAAUAAUAAUUCAUUUGUUCAACUUUAUAACAAUUAAGCUGAUCAACAUUCAUAUUAUGUAUUGAUGUUUAUUGGUUUUUUGUAAUUUCUUAAAUUGUAAUUAGUUUGGAAAACUUAAUCAUCAAAAAUAAUUCAACCUUAACUGGAUUAUCAAAAAGGCAACAA